GUCCCUUCCGAGGGAUCCUCCUCCAUUGCCUGCAUUCCCUCCAUCAUGGUCUCUGGGCUGCUGCUGCUGCUGCUGCUGCCCCUCCUGCUGGGGUCUGCGGUGCCCUCCCCGUCGGGCUGCCCUCCCUGCCACCCAGAGCGCUGCCCUCGGGUGCUGUGCGGCGCUGCGGAGCUGACGGGGCUGGAUCUGUGCGGCUGCUGCCCGCGGUGCCUGGGCUCCGAAGGGGAGCGCUGCGGAGGGGCCCGAGGGGCGCCCUGUGGGCCGGGCAUGGUCUGUGUCAGCAGAGGAAAGGAGGAGGGUCCGGAGGAGGAAGAGGAGGAAGGCACCGGGCGCUGCCUCUGCAAAGAAGAGGGCGCCGUCUGCGGCUCCGACGGACGCUCCUACGGCAGCCUCUGCGCCCUCCGCCUCCGCGCCUGGAAGGAGGAGGCUAGCCCUGUCGCCAGCAGCAGAGAGGGACGCCGGCUCCGCAAGGCCCACGACGGGGAGUGCAAGAUCGCUCCUGCAAUUGUUGUGCCACCAAAACGGAUUCACAAUGUAACUGGAGCACAGGUCUACCUCUCCUGUGAAGUCAAAGCAGUCCCAACUCCCAUCAUCACUUGGAAAAAGGUAACAGAGUCCCCAAAGGGAGUUAAACUCCUAGAAGAAUUGCCUGGAGACAGAGUCAACAUGGCCAUCCAGGUUCGAGGUGGUCCUUCUAAACAUGAGAGCACAGGCUGGGUUUUGAUUAAUCCGCUGACAAAAGAAGACGAGGGGAUUUACCAGUGUCAUGCCACAAAUAUGGUGGGAGAAACACAGGCAGAGGGAAACAUUAAAGUUCUGGAGCAAAAUAAAAAUAAGAAGGCUCAUUUCCAAACAUUGGGAGGCAAGAAGUAGCAGCAAGGAAGACAUUAUUUGACGACCUCUGAUAGAAUCGGAGCUGAGCACAGACUAGAUACCAGUGAAUUAGUAAUUUAAUUUCCUACCUGCCAAGGACUAGAAGACACUCUCUUGAUAUUCUUUUUUGCUCAGUGUUGCAGUUUUUAUGCCCUUUUCUAGAAUGUCUGAUUAAUAUUGACCCUGUAGUUAAUGUAACAAAUGCUCAAUUAAAGCAUGUUUUUAAAAAUA
Messenger RNA from Sceloporus undulatus (fence lizard), 1104 nucleotides. RefSeq names its product insulin like growth factor binding protein like 1 (gene IGFBPL1). Gene Ontology annotation, cellular component: extracellular region. The transcript is spliced from 5 exons. The coding region runs from base 46 to 873 and encodes 275 amino acids. Lineage: Eukaryota; Metazoa; Chordata; Lepidosauria; Squamata; Phrynosomatidae. Gene Ontology annotation, biological process: regulation of signal transduction; regulation of cell growth. The record is from RefSeq and is a predicted model, not a curated record. Gene Ontology annotation, molecular function: insulin-like growth factor binding.